AUGAGGAACGGGAGGGCGGGCGGGAAGCGACGCCCAAUGAGCGCGGGGCGACGGCGUGCGGUGAGGGCGCCAUGACGCGGAGCUGCUCGGCGUUGGGCUGCAGCGCCCGCGACAACGGGCGGAGCCGGGAGCGCGGCAUCUCCUUCCACCAGUUCCCGGUGGACGCCGCGCAGCGCCGCGAGUGGAUCCGCGCCGUGAACCGGCUGGACCCGCGAAGCCGGCGGGCCUGGAGCCCCGGGCCCGGGGCCAUCCUCUGCUCGCGGCACUUCGCCGAGGCCGACUUCGAACGCUACGGGCUGCGGCGCAAGCUGCGGCGGGGGGCCGUGCCCUCCCGCUUCCCCCUGGCGGAGCUGCCCCGCGGCCACCCGCGGAAAGUGCCGCUGCGGAGCGCGCUGCGGAGCCAGGACCACACGUACAGCCGCAGCGGGGCAGGGCCAGCCCCACCCGCCGCCGGCCCCCGCCGCCUCUGCGGGCCUGUCCGGGAGCUGGCAGCGCGCCGCGGGUUGCCGCGGGCCGUGCUGCGGGUGCUGCGGGCGCUGUUUCCAGAUCUGCCCCGUGGUGCCCAACACUGGAGGCGGCCUGCCGAGUACUGCCCUGCCAUGAGACGGUUCGCCUGCCUGCUGCACCUCCGCCACCGCGCCGCCUACGAGCAGCUGAGGAAGGUCUUCCCCCUGCCGCAUCCCAUCAGCCUGACCAACUGGUUGUCCAACGAUCAUGCUGCUCCAGGCUUCAGCAAUGAUAUGUUCCUCCAGCUCCAAGAAAAGGUGGAGAGAGGAGAACAGGCCUACUGCUACUGUGCCCUGAUGGUACAGGACAUGUCCCUGCAGAAAUGCCAGGAGUGGGACCUGCAGACCCAGCGUCUGACUGGCUUUGUUGACUUGGGAGCAGGCAGCCUUGAUGCUGACGAAGCUCCGCUGGCCUCAGAAGUGGUAGUUGUCAUGGCAGCUGGUAUCUCAAGCCCUUGGAGGGCUCCCCUCGGCUACUUCUUUGUGAGCAGCGUGACUGGUUGCCUGCUGGCUCAGCUGCUUCGUCAGGCCAUCAGUAAGCUGAACAACAUUGGUGUCACUGUGCUGGCUGUGACAUCAGGCGCCAAUGCUUGCGGGGCUGAGACUGCACGAGCUCUGGGGAUCAGGAUCAGCCCCCAAAGGAUCCGCUGGGCCUUCCAUCACCCGCCCAGCUCUGCUCAUUGCAUUGCAUACUUCUUUGAUGUUUGCCACGCUCUCCAGUUGAUAAGGAACACACUGCAGUACUUCCAGAAGAUACAGUGGCUCACUGAUACUGUGCAAUGGCAGCACGUGGUGGAGCUGGCAACUUUACAGGAGGAGAAGCUGUUAGGGCCCAGGUCAGGCCAUCCAGUGAGUGAGGAGACGUACCAGCUGAAGGUCAACCUUGCUGCCCAGCUGUUCAGUGAGGGUGUCGCUGAUGCUCUGGAGCACCUCCAGAAGCUGGGCCUGGCCUCAUUCCAGAACUGUGGUGGUACUGUCAAGUUUCUGCGUACGAUGAGCCGUCUCUGUGAUGUAUUUCAUGGCAGAGGUCCCUAUGGCUGUGGACUGAGGGGGCCUUUGCUAGCUGGAAAUUACAACAAAAUCAGCCCCCUCUUCCACGAGGCCAAGAGCUUCUUUGUUACCUUAACAGACUCUACAGGGAAACACAUUAUUAAGAGCAAGCGCAGACUGGGCUUUCUGAGUUUUUUGCUUAAUGCUGAGAGCCUCAAGUGGCUUUACAGCAACCCUGUGCUUCAAGAGGGUGCUCCUUCCCACAGCCUCCUGACCUCUGCCUUCAGCCUUGACCCGCUGGAGCGGUUUCUCUGGGCCCUCAGGCAAGCCUGCAGUGCUGGCAGUGGGAACCCCACCUGUGCCAUGUUUCAGGCCGCCUACCGCAAAGUGCUGGCUGGCUGCAGCCUGGCGCCAGACUCUCUGCACAGCACAGCAAGUAUAAGCAGCUUGGACCUGUCCCUGUCUCACAGGACAGACCUUACCCUUGGCAGCAUUUGUUCUCAGUAUAACCCAGCUCGUGGGAGGAAACUGGCAGGGGAGCUCUCCUGUUGUCCUGGCCUUCUUUUGCGUGACUCUCCUCUGAGCAAUGCACUUACAGACCUAUCGCUGCACAAGCAGAGCAUCACCUUUGCUGCAGGCUUAGUUGCUGAGCAAUUAGCCUCCAACUUGCGCUGUGAGGCUUGUGUUGCAUCCCUCUUUGACUCAGAUGGGAGCAGGCUAAGGUGUGGAGCGGUGCUCUACAUCAAGAAAUCACGUGGACUGAGCCUGCCCUCAGCAAGUGUGCACUGCAUAGCACGCAUUUCUGAACAAGUCCUGAGCAGGCACAGCCAAUUAGGAGAUGACAACAAGAACUCCAAGCUGCGGUAUUUGUCUCUAGAACAGGAAAUUUUCCACGAGCUUCUGGGACAAAAUCACCUCUUCCCCACCCUUUCUGAGCAUUUAUUUGAGAGGGAAUUGCACAUCGACAAUCACUAUACAAUCUUAGUGAAGGAAAUAGCAGAGUGUUACUUAAACAUCAGAACAAACCAAGCCCAAAAAUUGAACUUGAGUUACCACUGUGGCAGGCACAGAUUGAAGAGACUGAAGGGAAAGCAUUUGUUCUUACCACAACUGGGUAGCCAAACCCAUGCAGGGACAUGAAUAUGUUCUGCUGUCCUCCACUGAAGCUCAGUUAUGGCCAGAUCCAGGCAAUAGGUGCCAGCAAACCACAUGGUGUCUUCCUGUGAUUUGCCAGGCAAAACUGGUGUUGACAAGCGAUGACUUGUGACACUGUGAAUGGUCCGACCCCAGUUUGAGUAGGCAAAGCAAGGAGGCCCAUCUAGCAUCCCUGUGAAGCAGCCACAUAUUUCAUGCAACUCGUGGCAAAUCUGGAAGGGGAACAGUUGCUUAAAAUGCCUGGGGAGGUGGCAAGGGACAGCACGAAGUCUGCUCCUGAUGCUGGGUAGUGUAGCGUAGUGCAGUGAGCACUCUUGCUAGGAGAGAAGAUACAUCCAUAUUUGCAGGGGGCAGGGGGAUUUGUGUGCUGCUAACUUGAUUUUAUUAUUAGCAGAUCUUGGAUAAAAUAAGCUGGAACUAAGAGACAAAUGGGAAAAUGCUUAAAAAUGGAAAUAAAUCAUGUGGAAACAAAA
Numida meleagris (helmeted guineafowl) is the source of this 3124-nucleotide messenger RNA. It is a transcript of the gene THAP9, whose product is annotated as THAP domain containing 9. The transcript has 5 exons. The record is from RefSeq and is a predicted model, not a curated record. Lineage: Eukaryota; Metazoa; Chordata; Aves; Galliformes; Numididae. The coding region runs from base 72 to 2636 and encodes 854 amino acids.